Limulus polyphemus (Atlantic horseshoe crab) is the source of this 1389-nucleotide messenger RNA. RefSeq names its product transcription factor Sp5-like. The coding region runs from base 259 to 1218 and encodes 319 amino acids. Gene Ontology annotation, molecular function: DNA-binding transcription factor activity, RNA polymerase II-specific; RNA polymerase II cis-regulatory region sequence-specific DNA binding. Gene Ontology annotation, biological process: regulation of transcription by RNA polymerase II. Lineage: Eukaryota; Metazoa; Arthropoda; Merostomata; Xiphosura; Limulidae. The transcript is spliced from 2 exons. The record is from RefSeq and is a predicted model, not a curated record.
UGGUACACGUUGCCAAGAACUUAUUCUAGAGGGACAGUUGCAAGCGCGGGACGAGCAUUUUCGAAGUUAAAAAUGAUAAAGAACUAUCUACGAAGUUCGAUAGAUUUAAGAGAAAACUCUGGAGGAAUAAAGGUACUGUUCACUGAGGUGGAACGGGAGAGAUAGAAUCAACUCUCAAGGAGCCAUUGACGUCUUCGCCGAGUAGAAGGCUCGCAAGAGAAGUCUUAAGUAACGGUGGAAAAUUUGGAAACGACCACAAUGGUUAUGUCAACACAGCUUAAUCCUGGAUUUGUUAGCUUCAGUGGAUCAACUUCUCCUGAAAUGGAUCAUUUGAAAUCCAUGUGUUCCCCAACGUUACCGUCAUUACCUUGGACAUCCAGUUUUAUGGAUUAUGUGACCGCAAGCUCAGCUCCAGCCGUAUCAACUCUCCGGCAAUCUUCUUGUUUCAUGCCAGCAGAGAUCCCUUUAAACGCCCCAACAGAAUUUUGCGAUUCCCAUAACGUCCUAGCCGACAGUAAAUCCAUGAUGUUCGGUUACUCCGUCUUCAGCUCCUCAUCAGGUGCCGUUUCCUAUUCUGGACCCUCAGAUCACGUGGUCUCGGCUCCACAGCCUAUGGACCCUACAGGUUGGUGGAGUAUGCAGCCUGCAGUGCCUCAGCUUCCCCCCACGUUUACGUGUGGACUCCCCGUUCAUCCAGGAGUCCCUAUCAUGAAGUCGGACGCUAUGUCAUUUGUGUCCAGACCUGCAUCUACCGUCUCCACGCGCCGAUGUCGUCGCUGUCGUUGUCCAAACUGCCAGGAAUCGAGCAUCAAUGGAACCAACAAGCGCAAACAACAUAUUUGCCACAUCCCAGGUUGUGGAAAAGUCUAUGGGAAAACUUCGCACUUGAAAGCCCACCUUCGCUGGCACACUGGGGAGCGGCCGUUCAUUUGCAACUGGCUCUUCUGUAGGAAGACGUUCACGCGCUCCGAUGAAUUGCAACGACACCUCCGAACCCACACUGGCGAGAAACGUUUCUCAUGCACCGAAUGCGGGAAAAGGUUCAUGAGGUCAGAUCACCUGAGCAAGCACGUGAAAACUCACGAGAACAAGCGCGGCAAAACCCAAGUUGUAGAACAGGCAGUUUCUCAUGAUCCAGUUAUUGAUGUGGAAAGUUUAGGCGAAAGUUGCGAGUCUUCCCUCCAGAUGUCACAGUUUAGUUACCCUGCAUCACAGUGAUUUGUAUAUCCUGUACAGUGGUAAAGUGCAAUUUUGUUUUUAAGUAGAUGUAAAUACUAAAUAUUUUGACUUUGUACAAAUAUCAGUAGAUGUGAUUGUUUAACUUUACCAAAGUAAUGUCAUGACUAUAUUGUGUGUAUGUGCGUAAAAAUGAUUAGUAAAUGUUAUAAA